Messenger RNA from Saprolegnia parasitica CBS 223.65, 207 nucleotides. RefSeq lists its product as hypothetical. The transcript is spliced from 2 exons. The coding region runs from base 1 to 207 and encodes 68 amino acids. The record is from RefSeq and is a predicted model, not a curated record. Lineage: Eukaryota; Oomycota; Saprolegniomycetes; Saprolegniales; Saprolegniaceae.
AUGCGGCUCAUCUGGGUGCUCCUCCUCGCGCUGGCCGCGUCGCCGUUCGCAGCCGCGCCGCAGCUCGAGCAGCUCCCGCCCCGCCGCCUUAGCAUGACCAAGGAACUCCAGCGGAUCUCGGCAUCGGCCAUCAACGUCGGCGCGCACUGGACGUGCAGCAACGUCGCCGCGAUUCUAACCCUCGCCGUCGUCAUAACGAUGGUCUGA